AUGUCACAGGAGAAUCUCUCAGAGUCCAACAGUGAUUCUUCCGUUGUUGUUAUUCAAACGACAACAACAUCAACCACUAUUCAAACAUCAACAACACCAACCACCAGCACCUCUCUUUCAACUCCAUCAUCAAACAAACCCUUUCAACUUGUCAAUCAAAUCGAUCAAUUACUCGUUAAAGAAGCCGAUGAUGAGAAUCUAUCUUCACCACUCAUCAUUAAUAUCAUGGAUCAAGUCGACCGUACCAUUUCUCGAGAAAUGGAUUCCGAAAAUAUAAUGAAUGAUUCUCCUAUCCAUUCUACCAAUUCUACCAAUGAUUCUUCUUCUUCGACCAAUGAUGAAACCAUGACAUGGUCCAAUUCCUCAUCUCCGACCAACAGCAGUAGUAGUAGCAAUACCAACAACAAUACCAACAACAACAACAACAUUAGCAAUACCACAUCUCCAAAAAGUAACAACAACAACAACUCCUCCUCUUCUCCAACUCCCACCAUUACCAUCAUCAAUUCCAAUUCCAUGACCAUUCAAUCAAGUUCUCCCAGUAGUUCCACCUAUGAAAACAUUGAACGUAUGACUUCUCAACGCAAUCAACGUAAAUCCGAAUUGAAACGAACGAAAAACAAGAAUGGUGCUGCCUUGACACGAAUGGAACCGAUUCAAAGUGAACUCUUAGAAAAUGAUUGGCUUCUUGCUGGAUAUGCAGAAAAACAAGGACGUCGAUCCACUAUGGAAGAUGCAUUGGUUUGUGAAUUAACAUUUCGACAACAUGAACAUGUUCAAUUUGAAAACAAGUAUGAAUCAUUUGUUGGAAUUUAUGAUGGACAUGGAGGAUCCAAUACAUCGAAAUUAGUUUCAGAAACACUUCAUUUGGUAUUUAAAGACAAGUUGAAUAAUUAUGAACAAUUUUUAGAAAUGAAGAGAAUUUUACAAGAAGAAGAAGAACAAGUGGAUCAUUCUGGCAUGACAAAUUCUGGUAUGACAAAUUCUGGCAUGACAAAUUCCAUGACCAUCAUGAUGAUGAAUGCAACAACAACAACAACAACAAACUCUACACCUUCUUCGUUCAGUAAAUAUUUCGGACUAUUAAAUGAAAAGGAAAGAUUACAAUUACAAGAAGGACAUUUCACGCGCGAUCAACUCAUUGAGGCUGCCACUGAAAAGGCUCUCUCACUCGUCAAGUAUUUGAAUGAACAUUUACAAUUUAAAGAAAAGGAACAAAAACAAACCGAUGAACAAUCCAUAGAUGUCUUGGAUGUUCAUACUCUAUCGACCAUGACGAGACGUGAAAUUAUUCCAUUAUUGAUUCGAGAGACAUUUUUAGAAGUGAAUGAAAAUAUUUGUAAAGGUCAAGAUACUCGAGAUGGUAGUACAGCGAGUGUGGUUUAUAUACCCUAUGUUGAAGAACGAACACUCUUUGUUGGUAAUGUUGGAGAUUCAAGAGUUGUAUUGUGUAGAAGUGGUGAACCUAUUCGAUUAACUGUUGAUCAUCGUCCAAGUGAAAUUGAUGAACGAAGACGUGUCAAAGAUGCAGGUGGUACUAUUUAUGGUAAUCGAGUGAAUGCAUGUUUAGCAGUGACGAGAGCCAUUGGUGAUAAAUCGUUACAUCCCUAUGUCAUUAGUGAUGCAAGUACAAUGGUUGUAGAUUUAAUGUUUGAUCGAGAUGAAUUUAUUGUCAUUGCAUGUGAUGGAUUGUGGGAUUAUGUAAGUGAAGAAGAGGUUGUCAAGACUGUUCGAUUUGAGAAUGAUCCUGUACAGGCGAGUAUUAUUUUGAGAGAUUUGGCCUAUGAUAAGGGUAGUACGGAUAAUAUUUCAGUGAUUGUAGUGAGAUUUAAACCAAACGUAUUACAAGAGUAUUUGGAUCAGUAA
This is a messenger RNA of Naegleria lovaniensis, 1866 nucleotides long. RefSeq lists its product as uncharacterized. NCBI's taxonomy places the organism in Eukaryota, Heterolobosea, Eutetramitea, Acrasida, Naegleriidae. Gene Ontology annotation, molecular function: protein serine/threonine phosphatase activity; cation binding. The transcript has a single exon. Gene Ontology annotation, biological process: protein dephosphorylation. The record is from RefSeq and is a predicted model, not a curated record. The coding region runs from base 1 to 1866 and encodes 621 amino acids.